AUGGCCGGCAACGCCGGCAUUUUAACCGCAUCCAUGCGGCGGAAGGGCGACUACCACAAGCGCGCGGACGGCAAGCAAGCGGUGGUGCGGCUGUCGCCGGCGCUGUUCGCGCUGAUCGAGGGCCUCAAGGAGUGCAUGUCGCUGGCGAGCGGCGGCAUCACGGUCACCAAGAUGGACGUCGUCUCUUUCUUCCUCGAGGCUGCUUACUCCGAGAUCGACCGCCUUUUCGCGCCGCGCCGAGCCAUGCCCGGCUGGAUGGAGCGCGAGACGGCGCUGCGCGGAGCGUGGGAGGCGGAGCUCGAGAAUCGCCGCAAGGCGGGCGUCGUCGGCCCGCUGCACCCGCCCGCGCGGCCGUUGCGCUUCGCGCCCGCGUCCGUUAGUCCGUCCAUGGGGCGCGACGGCGUGGCGGACGACACUCUCCCCGUCGCCUACACCACCGUCUUCGCCGCCGAGCGCGCGGCGGGCGCGCUGGGCGCCGCGCAUGGCGGGGAGACGGCGACGGCGCCUGUGGGCCCCACGUCGGGCCUCGGUUCGCGCGGGCGGCACAAGUGGGGGCGGAAGAACUGGUUCGCGGGGAUGUCCGGGCGCGGCAGUGGCGCGGGGUUGCACCACGCCGUCGCCGUUCCCGUGGCGGAGUACGACCCCAGCGGAGCCGGCGCGCCCGGCAUGCUGCCUGCUCCCGCCGUCGGAUCGGACCUGGUGGUUCACCCGGGCAUCACUCUCGAGCCCAGCGGAUCCUUCUCCGCCAGUGCGGGCGCGGCGGGGGGACACGGCGCGCAGAUUGGCGCAGCGAACGCGGCGGCCGGCAUGGGCGCUCUGGACACGCGCGCUGACGCCGUUGGGUACGCUGCGGGUGCCGCCGCCGGGCAAGGCCGACAGGGGCGGCGGCAGCUGGCGUGGACGCAGCCGAACGCGGCGCGGAACCGACACGCGUGGCUGCGCGAGGCGAUGCGGAGCGCGGAGGUGGCGGCGGCGCAAGAGCAGCCCAUGGUGUGGGACAAGGUCGUGAUGAGCGGCGCUGCUGCUCAAGGAGAGGGCGAGGGGAGGAUCGCAGGUGAGGCGGCGGCGGGGCAAGGGGAAGAGGCGGGGGUGGACGGUGGUGGCGCGAACGAGCAGGCGAACGCUGUGGGGGAAGGAGUGGACGGAGGGGUUACUGCGGAGGGGAUGGUUGGGGUGAAGAGGAAGGUGGAGGAGGUGGAGGUGGGGGACGAGGAGGAGCAGGCGCACAAGAGGCAGGCACAGCACGACGAGGAGGGAGGGCAUGGCGAGCAGAUGCAGCAAGACGAAACAGAGACUGUGGCGAGCAGCCUGACUGGUGAAGGAGGGAGUGGCGGUGGUGAGCGUGGCGAGGCAGAGGAGGGGGGGAAUGAUGGGGUGGGAGGUGAUGCGGAGCGCCACAGGCUUGAGUUGAAUAGCCACUCCUGCACCGCCUCACCUGCACUGCCUCACCUGCACUGCCUCACCUGCACUGCCUCACCUGCACUGCCUCACCUGCACUGCCUCACCUGCACUGCCUCACCUGCACUGCCUCACCUGCACUGCCUCACCUGCACUGCCUCACCUGCACUGCCUCACCUGCACUGCCUCACCUGCACUGCCUCACCUGCACUGCCUCACCUGCACUGCCUCACCUGCACUGCCUCACCUGCACUGCCUCACCUGCACUGCCUCACCUGCACUGCCUCACCUGCACUGCCUCACCUGCACUGCCUCACCUGCACUGCCUCACCUGCACUGCCUCACCUGCAGGGCUGCUGGAAGAGGGUGCGGAAGGAGUGCAGCCAUUCCUGGUGGAAGAACAACAGAGCAAAUGCAGCAGGCAAGAGUGGAUCACAAAUGCAGCAGGCAAGAGUGAAUCACAAGUGCUCUUUCUCGUCCUCCACCCCAUUGUCUGCUGCCCUACUUCCCUGCAUGAAGCGCCAGCACUAA
Molecule: messenger RNA, 1929 nt
Organism: Closterium sp. Yama58-4
Lineage: Eukaryota; Viridiplantae; Streptophyta; Zygnematophyceae; Desmidiales; Closteriaceae
Source: the annotation of a GenBank genome assembly